AUGUCUUAUAAAAAUAAAAAAAAGCCUGUUGUAAAACGUCCUGCAACCAGGAGUAUAAGCGCUAUGCCUCAAGUUGAUUUCGAUAAUAAUAGUAUUGAUGAGAUCCCUUCAAUUGCAAAUACAACUUCUCCAGAGAUAUCGUCAAACAUGAUCACUGCAGGUUAUAAAAAGAAUCCUGUUGUAAAACGUCUCACAACCAGGAGUAUGAGUACUAUGUCUCAAGUUGGUUUUGACGAUGAUGAGUCCUCUUUGACUACAAAUAUAGAUUCUCCAGAAAUAUCAUCAAACAUGGUCACUGAAUAUGCAGGUUUAGAGAGAGCAAAAAAGGAUCUAGAUGAACUUAAUAAUGAUAUUUUAAGUACUAGAUCUUUUACCUUAUCAAAUAAACGUAUAAAGCUGGGUGAAGAAAAAGAACAAGAAGUCAAUCAAGAAUUAAUCAUCAAAGUUUAUGAUGUUGAAAUCAAUGGUAUUACAAAUGAUACUACAAAACAAUCAAUCUCUUCUACAGAUAAAUAA
Molecule: messenger RNA, 516 nt
Organism: Funneliformis caledonium
Lineage: Eukaryota; Fungi; Glomeromycota; Glomeromycetes; Glomerales; Glomeraceae
Source: the annotation of a GenBank genome assembly